AUGCAGAGGUGGGCAGAUAGACUAUCAGCUGCUGCAGCCCUUGGGGACCUGGGGACUGCGAAGAUGAUUUUGGAGAACGGAACAAACCCAAAUGCCAUCAAUUCUUGCGGCAGGACCGCGAUUCAGGUGAUGAUGAUGGGCAGUCCAAAAAUGGCACAACUUCUGUUAGCUCAUUCUGCAGAUCCCAACAUGAGAGAUCCCAGAACUGGGAGGACCCCAGCUCAUGAUGCAGCAAGCGAAGGAUUCCUGGAUACUCUGGUAGUGUUGCUGAAAGGGAAUGCACAUAUUCACAUACCUGAUAUAUGGGGGAAGCUGCCAAUGGACCUGGCCUCUGACCAAAUGGUGGCUGACCUACAAUCAAGGGGCAUUCUGUCUUCUGCCAAACAUCUCAUAAUGCAAGAAACUAUGGGGAUUAUGUAUAAAUGUCAUGACCACUCCAUUUAAAU
This is a messenger RNA of Pseudophryne corroboree (corroboree frog), 446 nucleotides long. RefSeq names its product cyclin-dependent kinase 4 inhibitor B-like. Gene Ontology annotation, molecular function: cyclin-dependent protein serine/threonine kinase inhibitor activity; protein kinase binding. Gene Ontology annotation, cellular component: nucleus; cytoplasm. The record is from RefSeq and is a predicted model, not a curated record. Bases 1 to 444 code for a protein of 147 amino acids. Gene Ontology annotation, biological process: regulation of cyclin-dependent protein serine/threonine kinase activity; regulation of G1/S transition of mitotic cell cycle; negative regulation of cell population proliferation. The transcript is spliced from 2 exons. NCBI's taxonomy places the organism in Eukaryota, Metazoa, Chordata, Amphibia, Anura, Myobatrachidae.